This is a messenger RNA of Pestalotiopsis fici W106-1, 1011 nucleotides long. RefSeq lists its product as uncharacterized. NCBI's taxonomy places the organism in Eukaryota, Fungi, Ascomycota, Sordariomycetes, Amphisphaeriales, Sporocadaceae. The record is from RefSeq and is a predicted model, not a curated record. The coding region runs from base 1 to 1011 and encodes 336 amino acids. The transcript has a single exon.
AUGACACCAGACGUCAAAUUAUCCGGUCCAUACGGCGGCCUGAAGCCCGAGCAAAUCGAGGCCUUCUGGCGGGAUGGCUACCUUAUCAUCCCAAAUGCCCUGCCGCCGACAACAACGCAGGCGCUUCUAGACGAGACGCACACAAUGCUGGAGGACUUCUCACUCGACGACCACCCCAUGACCAAAUUCAGCACGGGAGAGACGUCGGCGCAUGUGGGCGACGACUACUUCCUCGACUCGGGCGACAAGAUCCGCUUCUUCUUUGAGGAGGACGCCUUUGACCCGGCAACGGGGUCUCUGAACAAGCCAAAGGCCCGCGCCAUCAACAAGAUCGGCCACUACCUGCACGCGCUUAGCCCCCCCUUUGCCUCUCUCCUGGACCCGGCUCUCAACCCGGACCUCCUUGGCGCCGGCACCACUGGUGGCUCCGUCGAGGCCGGCCAUAAAGAGUCGCAUCCCGCAGCUGUCGCCCGUGCCCUGGGCUUCCGAGAUCCGCGUGUACUGCAGAGUAUGGUCAUCUGCAAGCAGCCCGAGAUCGGUGGCGCCGUCCCGCCGCACCAAGAUAGUACCUUUUUGUACACGGACCCUCCGAGCGCCGUUGGCUUCUGGUAUGCGCUUGAGGACGCCACUGUAGAGAAUGGAUGUCUCAGCUUCUUGCCGGGAAGCCACCGAUGGGCCUCCGUGAAGCAGAGAUUUGUCCGGGCAGGCGAGGGCAAGGGCACAACCUUCAUUGACACGGAUGGGCCUAGAUUCCCAAAUGACAAGGAGUACGGUGAGGAAAAGUCCAAUGGCACAUCAGCGGAGACGGGAGAGUGGAAGCUCGGCGAAGUCAAGGCCGGCUCGCUAGUACUGAUUCACGGCAACUUGCUUCACAAGAGCGAGAAAAACCUCAGUCAGAAGGGCAGGAUCAUUUAUACUUUCCACGUGAUCGAGGGUGAAGGUGCAAAGUACGACGAGAGGAAUUGGCUGCAGCCGCCUGCGGGAGGGUUUACGAGUUUAUAUCGAGACUGA